AUGAAGAUGGAGAAAGGGGUUCGCAUCACGCAGCAAGGACAUGCUGCCACGAUCUGGGAAGACAUCCACCAGUUGACCAAAGGUUUGAACAUGGAAUUUGCACCUGUAAAGUUUCCAGGAAGUCUUCAGAUUAACGACAAGAUCCAUCCCCAAUUGACAGAAAUCACAAAACAGAAGGGGUUUUUAACGUGUAUGGAAGAUAUUACAGCGAAAGGCGAUAGUACUUCAGCUAGCCUAGUACAGCCAGUAAUGCCUCAGUCUAACGACCCGAAGAAAGUCAAAAAGUGGGAGAACUUCCUUGAGAAGGGUGACGUAUGGUAUAUCUUAGACUAUUCUGGCACGCCAGUCCAGGAAAACCAAAAGGCCUGGAAAUGCAACACCAAUCACCUAGUUGAAGGUGAAUUUGCCUUCACGACAAAAAUUGUUGUUCUUCAAUUGAAUGAUGACGUCCGUCGAACUGGCAGAUACCUCACCUGGGAGGGACCGACCAAACACACAAAGGUCAAAGAUAAUGCCGGGAACAAGAUUACCGUUUAUACAGGAGAUGUUAUCCGUGACGAUCUGGCCGAAAUCCCCAAGAGUAUGGUCUUGGGAAAGUAUCCUAAAGAUCUUGAGGAGAUCGCAGGUGCAGAGAAGACUAGUUUCCCAGUUCAACCCUAUACGCAAAAGGACGGAGAACGAAAAAGCUCCACACCCAGUAAACGCCGCAACAAAUCUGCUAUUGAGGAUGCUGGACAGACGAAGAAGUUCAAGGCAGAAAAAGAAGAAAGAGACUCUAAUGCCCCGGUGAACAUGGAGGAAGAUCCAGGACAGCAUGAGGAGAACGAGGAGGAGCCGGAAUACUGCUGA
Molecule: messenger RNA, 849 nt
Organism: Bipolaris victoriae FI3
Lineage: Eukaryota; Fungi; Ascomycota; Dothideomycetes; Pleosporales; Pleosporaceae
Exons: 3
Coding region: 1-849 (282 amino acids)
Source: RefSeq, a predicted model, not a curated record